Neocloeon triangulifer is the source of this 3080-nucleotide messenger RNA. RefSeq names its product sodium-dependent serotonin transporter-like. Gene Ontology annotation, biological process: serotonin uptake; sodium ion transmembrane transport. Gene Ontology annotation, cellular component: membrane; neuron projection. The record is from RefSeq and is a predicted model, not a curated record. NCBI's taxonomy places the organism in Eukaryota, Metazoa, Arthropoda, Insecta, Ephemeroptera, Baetidae. The transcript has 12 exons. Gene Ontology annotation, molecular function: serotonin:sodium:chloride symporter activity; serotonin binding. The coding region runs from base 147 to 2024 and encodes 625 amino acids.
GUGCGGCGCAGGUCGCGGUGCCGGGGCGCGCCACAACCAUGGGCGCCCCUGUCACCGGCGGCCACCCUCACUCGCACGCCACCCCGCCCUAGCAACUCUCCGACCGCGCGCUCUCUCGCUCGCACCUAAGCCCGCUGGAGGCGGCCAUGCAGCUCGCGCCCCUGGCCUCCGGGGAGGAGGAGAAGGGGGGCGGAGGCGCGGGGGGCGAGGCGGCGGCCGACGGCGAGGUGGCCUCGUGCAAGGGGCUGCUGAGCGCCGGCCCCACCCCCGACCCCACCCCCAGCCACAACAACAAGCAGGCCACGCCGACCCCCAGCAUGACCCUGCUGGCCGCCGCCGGGGGCACCUCCCUCGCCUCCGACCUGCCCGAGCGCGAGACCUGGGACAAGAAGGUCGAGUUCCUGCUCGCGGUCAUCGGCUUCGCCGUCGACCUCGGCAACGUCUGGCGCUUCCCCUACAUCUGCUACCAAAACGGUGGAGGCGCCUUCCUCAUCCCGUACUGCCUGAUGCUGGUGUUCGGCGGGUUGCCGCUCUUCUACAUGGAACUGGCGCUCGGGCAAUUCCACCGCAGCGGCUGCCUCACCAUUUGGCGCCGCAUUUGUCCUGCACUCAAAGGGGUGGGGUACGCGAUCUGCCUGAUCGACGUGUACAUGGGCAUGUACUACAACACGAUCAUCGGCUGGGCCGUCUAUUACCUGUUCGCGUCGUUCCGCGCCGAGCUGCCGUGGACGAGCUGCGGAAACUCGUGGAACACGGACAACUGCGUGCCCGUCCUCAACGUGUCCGCCCAGCACGCCAACUCCACCAGCCCGGCCCAGGAGUUCUUCACGCGGAGUGUUUUGGAACAACACCUGUCCGACGGGCUGGACCACAUGGGGCCGAUCAAACUUUCGCUGGCCCUGUGCGUGCUCGCCGUCUUCAUCCUCGUCUACUUCUCGCUGUGGAAGGGCGUCCGCAGCACCGGCAAGGCGGUGUGGAUCACGGCGCUGAUGCCGUACGUGGUGUUGUUCAUUUUGCUGGGGCGCGGCGUGACCCUGCCCGGCGCCGACGAGGGCAUCAGGUACUACCUCACCCCCCAGUGGCACAAACUGCGCAACUCCAAGGUGUGGAUCGACGCCGCCUCGCAAAUCUUCUUCUCGCUCGGCCCCGGCUUCGGCACCCUCCUCGCCCUCUCCAGCUACAACAAGUUCCACAACAACUGCUACAGGGACGCGAUCCUGACGAGCAGCGUCAACUGCCUCACCAGCUUCCUCGCCGGCUUCGUCAUCUUCUCCGUGCUCGGCUACAUGGCCCACGUGCAGAACAAGAACAUCGAGGACGUCGGCCUUGAAGGGCCAGGCCUAGUUUUCAUCGUGUACCCGGAGGCGAUCGCCACCAUGUCUGGCUCCGUCUUCUGGUCCAUAAUUUUCUUCAUCAUGCUGAUCACGCUGGGGCUGGACAGCACGUUCGGGGGUUUGGAGGCGAUGAUCACGGCCCUGUGCGACGAGUACCCCAGGGCGCUCGGCAGGCACAGGGAGAAGUUCGUCGCCGGCCUCCUCGUCUUCAUCUACAUCUGCUCCCUGCCCACCUGCACUUACGGCGGCGAGUACCUGGUGAACCUUUUGAACAUCUACGGUCCAGGCAUUUCGAUCCUGUUCGUGGUGUUCGUGGAGGCGGUGGGCGUUUGCUGGUUUUACGGCGUCAACCGUUUUUCCUCCGACAUCGAGAUGAUGAUUGGAAUCCGGCCGGGCUUGUUCUGGCGCCUCUGCUGGAACUGCAUCAGCCCCGUCUUCAUCCUGGCCAUUUUCAUUUUCUCGCUGGUGGGCUACGAAGACCUGAAGAGCGGCGACUACGAGUACCCGCCGUGGUCCAUCACCGUCGGCUGGAUCCUCACCUCCUCCUCCCUCGUCUGCAUCCCCGGCUACAUCCUCUACUUCUUGAUCAAAACGCCCGGAACAUUCAUGGAGCGUCUGCACAAAGCGAUCACGCCGCAGCAGGACGCGGUGGAGCAAAACGCCAACUCGACUUACGGCACGCACGUGUGACUUGCUGGGCCGAAACUCAAUUCCUUCGGCGAGUGGCUCGUCUGAAUUUUCCCCUUUGGUGUUGAUUUUCGCAUAAAUUCUAUGACAAAAAUGUGUUGCUUUGUUUUGUCUCCCGGAAAAGGGAUUCGACGUCAUGCUGUCAUGACAAUACAAGAUUCGAACGGGCUCGAAUUAAAAAAAAAAUAUGUUUCGGUGUGAAAAAAAAAGAAAGCCAUAGUUUGCGGAAUUCGUGUUCACAUAAAAUUUGUAAUAUGCUCGGCUAGCGUGAGGGUCUCACUUGUUGUUGUUGUUUGUCUGAGAUUAAUCGAUAAAAAUCUUCCCCGUCGAGUUUUGUGACAAUAAAUUUCACGCGUCGAACCGAUAAUUACACUUUUUCUCUCUCCAGAGAGGGCAUUUGUAUCGAUCUCGUUCCAAUUAAUCACUCAAAAGUGCGUGUCUUUGUGUGACCGAAAAAUACUCGUCAUAAUUAAGUCGUCGUGCGCGUCGCUUUUCGUCUGUAGAGACUGUGAGGAGGUGCUCAAUCUGCAAGCAAGAGUCUUUUCGUUGCCGAUAUCUCGCUUGCUGUGACCAAAAAGUGUCCCAAACGAACACUCAAAACCUGCAACUUAAAUUAUAAUACUAAUCGGUGUGUGUAGCUAGGCAAUAAAAGUCUCUCAGUAAUGCUUAAAUUAGCUUUAAAACCAGAGGAAGAUGUCGAAAUGCGCGGUCGCUAUGCAGUUCUUUCACGGAAUGUAAAUGUCUAUGCUUGACACGCACACACUCGUCUGUACUUAUAUACCCUUUAAAUGUGUUUGCGUUGUAAUUAAUUAAGUGUUCGUAUCAAUAAAAAAAAAUUCAGGUGCCUGUUUCGCCCUAUCGCAGCCAAAUAGGGCGAAGCACAGAACGAAGACAAAUAAUUACAUAUAUUUAAAAUUAAUACAACAAAAAAAUGCAUCGUUCGCGCCGCCUCUCAGCCGCGAGCGCGCGCCAACUUUGCAUUCUUGCUGACAAUAUGUUUCUAAUCGUAAUAUAAAUAUAUAUUUAAUGUUACUCGAAAUUGAUGUGUAUUAAAACGAA